Striga hermonthica is the source of this 624-nucleotide messenger RNA. Lineage: Eukaryota; Viridiplantae; Streptophyta; Magnoliopsida; Lamiales; Orobanchaceae. The record is from the annotation of a GenBank genome assembly.
AUGGCAGAGUUGCAAAGCUCUGAGGUGAUGAUGAAGAUCAUAAGGUUCUUAUCUUCUCAACUCCAAAGAGUUGCAGAGGCCAAUGACGUGUUUGGCUCGUAUGGUGCACGAAAAAUCACGAUUUUCCACAGCUUGACUCGGCCCACAAUCUCGAUAAAGAGCUAUCUCGAGAGGAUUUUCAAGUACGCGAAUUGUAGCCCGUCUUGUUAUGUCGUGGCCUACAUUUAUCUCGACCGGUUCGCGAAGAAACAGCCUUUGAUGCCGAUAAAUUCGUUCAAUGUGCACCGGCUUCUCAUUGCUAGUGUUCUGAUUUCUGCAAAGUUUAUGGAUGACAUAUACUACAACAAUGCUUACUAUGCCAAAGUUGGAGGCAUAAGCACGGCAGAGAUGAACCUUCUAGAAGUAGAUUUCUUGUUCGGCCUGAGCUUCGAACUGAACGUGUCGACUGCCACGUUUCACCACUAUUUCGGUUAUCUUCAGAGGGAGAUUCUCCUCGAGCUUCCUCCCAUUUAUGUAGUCCCAUCUACACCAUCACUAAAUCUUGGCGCGAAAGAUAAGUUCCAUUUUUGCGUCAACGAGGAAGGAUCUACAGCUCAUCAACAACAACAACAAUUGGCCGUUUAG